AUGACUUUUCGUCACGUUUUUACGCAGGUAACAAUGCUGGUGUUGGCCAGCAGUUUAGCCGUUCCCGUUGACAAGAAUUCAGAGAAAUUGCAGAACAUUUCAGAGGCAAAGAGACAUGGGAAAAGAAACGUAGAUUGCACGGAUGGAUUGAGUAUACAUGUAUAUUGUCCACCGGAUUACGAAGUUCCAGAACCGUCACCCAUUAUUCAACAGCAAGUCGUGCAUGUUCCUGUGCCUGUGCCUGUUCCGCAUCCGGUGCCGCAACCGAUACAAGUGCCCGUAGCAGUACCGAUUACCAAGCACAUUCCUGUGCCGGUCCCUGUCGAUCGCCCCGUGCCGGUACUUAAACCGUAUCCCGUCACCGUGGAGAGGAUCGUCCCUGUGGACCGAUUAAUCCCGGUGACAGUCGAGAAACAGGUGCACGUCCCAAUCGAUCGAGCGGUGCCGGUGCCGGUACCGUAUCCCAUUGAGAAGGUCGUGCAUAUAAAUCGGCCGUAUCCGGUAGCAGUGCCAAAACCAUACCCAGUGCCGGUAGCAGUACAUCGACGAAAUUUGUAUCGGGACAAGGAAGACGUCGUAGAUCGAGAGGAAGAUGACACUGUUGAAUACAGUUUGCGACAACUUUGGUACUUUAAUCAGGAGAAAAGCAUUAUGUCAGACGACGUGGAAAUUUACGCGUUUCAUCCUCUCAUGCUAAUGGUAACCUUAGUCAUGCAAAGAGACAAGCCAUCUACAUUGGGUGUAAUUAGCAAAGCGUUUGAUAGUAUUUUCAAGAAACCCGAAUCAAUAUUUGCUAAAACUACUGUAAGAGAUUUGUUUUUUCGUGGUGUACCUUUUGAUUGCACGGAUGUCACAGAUUUUGCUGGAUCCGCAGUAUGCAACGGUUUACAGGAAAAAGAAGAGACAUUAAUCCGAGAGGAGGGUUUACGUUUUAGAUUUGGUUAUCUUGCUACGAUAAACGGAAGUCGUUUGCCGGGACGAAUAAGAGUAUACCGUGGGAUUAAAAAUUACAAAGACGUAGGUCGUGUGGUGACGAUAGGCAAUAGUACACAGAUGAACUUGUGGUUUGGCAGUCCUUGCAACAAUUUUCGUGGAACAGACGGAACUAUCUUCCCACCAUUUCUCAGCAAAGAAAAAGAAGUCUGGGUACACUCCUUAGACCUUUGUCGAAGUAUUGGUGCUUAUUAUAUGGAAUCAGGGAAAGUUCAAGGUUUCAGGACGCUACAUUACACUGCGGACCUAGGCGAUCCGUCUGAGGAUGAGGAUGUGAGGUGUCUUUGUCAAGAAUCCGAAGGAUGCAUGCCUAAGAACAUAUUUAAUGCAAAUCCCUGUAAAAACGCGCCUUUAAGGAUAAGUCUACCUCAUUUUUACGAUUCCGACCCGAGAUACCUCGAGAUGGUUGAGGGUGUAAAUCCCAUUCCUGAAAAGCACCGGAUGACUUUUAAUUUUGAUCCGAUGACAGGCACUCCAAUAAAAGCGUACAAAAAGAUUCAAUUCAAUGUGGUAGUUGGACCCAUUCCUAAACUUCGAUUGAUGAAGUCCUUUCCGGAAGCGCUUUUUCCGCUAUUUUGGGUGGAAGAUGGUCUUGAACUUGGGAAUAUUCUUAUAAAACCCCUAAAAGUUGCCUAUUUACAAAUUUUAAUUGCAAAGUAA
Cyphomyrmex costatus is the source of this 1653-nucleotide messenger RNA. RefSeq names its product sensory neuron membrane protein 1. The coding region runs from base 1 to 1653 and encodes 550 amino acids. The record is from RefSeq and is a predicted model, not a curated record. Gene Ontology annotation, cellular component: cytoplasm; membrane. Lineage: Eukaryota; Metazoa; Arthropoda; Insecta; Hymenoptera; Formicidae. Gene Ontology annotation, molecular function: scavenger receptor activity. The transcript has 8 exons.